GAAAUGAAAUCAAAUUUACUACAUCUAAAAUACUCAUUUAUGCCUUUGCGAUAAAUACGACGACAAAGAUUUAGACACCGGAAGUUCAAGAUAGGAACUAAAUAAUCCGUUCGCUGUUGUUACAUCCAAUCCUGUCCCUCCAGGGAGGAGUAAAUUUAAUACAGUAAUGCACUAGCAUGUUAGCUUAUAGUAAGCUGUUAUACAACAGUCAAAUUAGCGGCAGUACAAAUGUUGCUGUUGCACUUUAAUACGAGGAAGCGGGAGCCGUCCAACAUGAUUUGAUUGUAUCUUAUGCGAACUUCAAAUACCUUUGCUGAAAACGAGCAAAACAGGCGUUAACUGAUUUGGUUGCUCGCCUGUUCAUAUAUUUUAGAUGUGUUUUUGCCUUGUCGCUAGCAACUAACUUGCCUUCACAGACCUUUCGCGAAGUUAAAGGCUGUCAUCGGAUCUUGAUAUAGAUAAAAUACACAUUUUCAUUGCUGCUUAUGAGUUCUUUUACUGGCUGAAAUGUCAACGCUGUCGCUGGAUAAAGGAAUGCAAGAGCGGCUGCGAGAGGCAUCGGCGAUCGGGGACAUCGACGAAGUGCGAGCUUUAGUGGAAAGCGGAGUUAACGUCAACUCGCAGAAUGAAAUAAAUGGAUGGACUUGUCUGCACUGGGCGUGCAAGAGGAACCACAAACCGAUUGUGGCUUAUCUACUGAACUCUGGAGCAGACAAAGAUGUUCUCACCUCAAAAGGAGAAUUAGCUGUCCAACUAACCUCCAAGCCUGAUAUCAGAAGACUUCUAGGAGUAGAAGAAGAUGUUCCAGAGGUGAAAGAGCCAGAAUUACCUAUUAUCCCAAAUUAUCUGUCAAAUCCACCAUUCCCUUACGGCAAGUCUGACACGGAUGACCUCAUUUUGGCACCCCACACUUUCCAGAAUGGUACGGCUAAUCGACAGCCUUACUGUGAGCCUGUCACCUCUCUGCCUUCCCCUCCGGACUUGUCUCCAGCCUCCUUGAUUUCCUAUGAACGGGAACAAAGCUUGUUUGUUGACCCCGAGAACUCGAAAGAGGGCGCCGAGCAGAAUGGCUUGAUGCCGGACCCUCCGGGUGCCAUGAAUGGCGUGCUCUCGGGGGCCCACUGCUCCAGGAACGGAGAGCAUAGCCACGCCGCUUCUCCGAUUGAGCCGGCGCACCCAGUGCCUCCCACUGCCGGUGGCAGUGCCGGAUCCCAGGCUGGCAAUCCUACGGUGACCAGACAGCAGUCCAUUCCGCAGCAGCUCAGCUGUGGUCCGCCUGGGGUAUCAGUGCCUGCCUUUCAGCCUUUCUUCUUCACCAGUACCUUUCCAGUUAAUGUCCAAGAGCUGGUCCUGAAAGUGCGGAUUCAGAACCCCAAUGCCCGGGAGAAUGACUUCAUCGAGGUGGAGCUGGACCGGCAGGAACUCACAUACCGCUCGCUGCUCCGGGUCUGCUGCCGGGAGCUCGGCAUAAGCGCUGACCACGUGGAGAAGAUCCGCAAGCUGCCCAACACCAUGCUGAGGAAGGAUAAAGACGUGGCCAGACUCCAGGACUUCCAGGAGCUGGAGGUCGUGCUGGAGAGGAUGGAAGGCCUUUCUCUGCUGUCAGGGGUAGGACACGGCGGCUUGGGCGACAGACCCUGCUACAACAUGAAGGCGUCCAAACUCACGUAUUAAUCAGAUAUGAAGUUCGCUUAAAGCCUCAGAGCAGCUGCUUGGCUAAACAUUUGGAUUUACGGUCCGCGUGGUGGAAAGGUUCACUGUCGUUGAGUUUCUUUUUGACGGUAUCCCCCGUGCUUCACAGGCAUGGCAGUCCACCUCCCAGUACCUACGCUGACCUACCAGCUGUUUUGAAUAAUGAAUAGUAUGUAUUUUACCAGUGAAAUAUAGCAGGCCAAAUUAAUGAGUGGAGCUCCGGUCACAUUAUUGAUUUAAGUUUCUUCUUUUUUUUAAGAACAAACUUACCUUCUAAAACUGUUUAACUCCUGAUUCUGCCUCUCUAACAAGAAAUCUGGACAAAAUCCUCUUUAUUUCCCUUGCUGUUCUUCCCUAAGUUGAGGGAGGUCUAAAAGCACCAUAUAAAUAUUAUAUUUUCACUGCCAUCUUUAAUAAACACCUUAUCUUCAUCUGCUGUUGCUUCGAUACCUUCUGUUAAUUUACAGUGUCGCUACAUUGAUCAUAGACUCUCAACUUCUCAAGACAUUCAAGUGUACAAGAAUACUGAAAAAUAUAUAUUUUUACAUUUUUUGUUGCUUCCCAUUUGAUUUGCAUUAUUAUUAAAAUACUCAAACAAUUCAGAGAGAUGAAAUGCUGCUGCUCCUCAGACUGCUUGUGGUACCGCCUAAGAGAGGGAUGCGAGGAGUUGGUCUCCACUCUUCUUUUGUGGAUCAGUGCCACGGAAUUGUUUUCAUCUUUUGUUACAGUUGAGUGUCUUGCCGUUUUGAUAGUUAAAUUGCACAUUUUUUGUGGAAUUUUAGUGACUUUUUCAUUUUUGUCACCUCACACUUGUACUGCUAUAUAUACUGUAUUCACUUUUUCACGUAGAGGCUGCUGAAAUGUUCUGUUCAUUAGUCUGCCUGUUGAUAAAUGAUGUUAUGCAGUAAUAAUAGCCAGCUCAUUUUAACAUUUACCAUUUGCAUAUGGCCAGUUUAUCUUUCUCAAGGACUUUGUCCUGCCUACUUAAAAUACAAAAUUGCAUUCAAGGAGCUGAGAACUUCUAAAAUACAGGUUUGGAAAAUAAAGUUCAAACGUUUUUUGCCGAUAAAUCCUGCUUUCCGUGUUGCUUACAAAUCUUAAAGAUUCAUUGAUAUUUUGACUGCAUUGGUUGCUUAAGGAUCUAGAUGUUUGCUAAUGAUAAUUAGCACGGUGUAAAUCGUCUGUGUGUCCAGUGAAUGACGACCAUGCAUUCCUGCUUUGUUUGACUUAGGAUAUGUGCACUACAUUAGCUAGGUGGGACAUUUGAUGGAAAAUGGGUUCAGCCAUGCUAUGUAUACAGAAAACAAUCAAAACUCCUCACAAAUUAUAUUGCAGUGAAUAAUGUAGCAGCAAAGCCAUUGUUUUUGAAAGUUAAUUUUAACGAAAGUGCUUUUUUUUCUUUUUAUAACCUUCUUCAUUUCUUCGGGCGAGGCAGUGUGGUGGGGUGGGUGGGUAAAGUUUCUAAUUUGUACUAGUAAUCUUAUCGUUUGUAACGAGAUGGGCAUAUAGCACAACGUUGAUUUACAAGUAAACAAACGCAAGUUUCAAUUUAUUAUAGAUGGGGUUAUAUUUUGCUUCUCAGUUUUAAUAAAAUGUAUCUUGAUUUAACUUAUAUUUUUAAAGGGUUUGGGAGGGUUUCUAUAGGAUUUACUUAUGUGAUUACUGUGACUUUUAGGGGGAAAUGCUGUUACAUCUCCAUACACUGGCCUGAAAACGUGUUUAAAAUGAAGAAAAAAAAAAAACAUAGGGACGGAUAACCAAAUCAAGAGAGGGUAUGAGGAUGUAGAUGUUAAUGUGCACACUUUGUGAUACGGAAAUGAAGCAUGUGUGUGUUUGUCGGUGCAGGCGGUAAAACUUGGUUCAGUGGCGAGCGGUAACUGUUCCUGAAUUUUAUUUUUGUUUUUUCUAUCUUCCAUUUCCUUUUACGUCCCUGAAAAGAAUAAAGGAAAGGAGAACAAGGAAACUGAACCUGGCAUCUCGCUAAAGAUUAUAUGAGAAGAUGCAGAUAUAUGUUUGUACCCUGUCAUUAAUUGUGAAAUUUGUUUUGUUUUGUUUUUGAGUGUUUUAACCUCACCCAAUCUGAAUGACUACAGGGAAGUCUAAACGUGUACACACUACAAUCUUCACCUUUCACACUAGGGCCCUGGCUCUGUUGUGCAUCGGUGACCCUACUGGUUUAGUGGGAAUGGUUAACACUGUAUUUAAUAUUUGUUCAUUUCUUAGUAAAGAAAGAAAAAUGUUUAACUUAACCUAUGCAUUCAGAGUCUGAUAUUUUUAUAUGUCUUAUGUAAUUUGAUAAAAAAAAAAGAAAGCUUACGCACUUUUUAACCUGUGUUAAAUAACGGGGACCUGUAGCUGUUCAUUAAUAAAGCAUGAGAAAUAUG
Molecule: messenger RNA, 4076 nt
Organism: Brienomyrus brachyistius
Lineage: Eukaryota; Metazoa; Chordata; Actinopteri; Osteoglossiformes; Mormyridae
Gene: ankrd40
Product: ankyrin repeat domain 40
Exons: 5
Coding region: 508-1674 (388 amino acids)
Molecular function (GO): protein binding
Source: RefSeq, a predicted model, not a curated record